Parnassius mnemosyne (clouded apollo) is the source of this 621-nucleotide messenger RNA. The record is from the annotation of a GenBank genome assembly. NCBI's taxonomy places the organism in Eukaryota, Metazoa, Arthropoda, Insecta, Lepidoptera, Papilionidae.
AUGUCGGAUGAAAAAAAGGGAGAAAGCGAACACAUCAACUUGAAAGUAUUAGGUCAGGAUAACGCUAUUGUCCAGUUUAAAAUUAAAAAACACACACCGCUCAGAAAACUGAUGAAUGCAUACUGUGAUCGAGCGGGUCUAUCAAUGCAAGUGGUCAGAUUCAGAUUCGAUGGACAGCCCAUUAAUGAAAAUGACACACCAACAUCAUUGGAAAUGGAAGAAGCAAACACCGCCCAGUAUGCUCAUUAUGUAUUCAAUACUUUGGAUCAAGACAGAAGCGGGCUGUUAAGUUUUGAGGAAUUCGUUACCGGUUUAUCAAUAUUAUCUAGAGGAACAUUGGAGGAAAAACUGCGCUGGACGUUCUCCCUGUACGAUAUAAAUGGGGAUGGAUUCAUAACUAAAGAAGAGAUGACUGAGAUAGUAGCGGCAAUUUACGAUCUUAUGGGAAAAAUUGUAGAGCCAAUGAUUGAUGAUGAAGCAGUUCGAGAGAAGGUGGAGCGGCUAUUUCAAAAAAUGGAUUUAAACCGUGACGGUGUCCUAACUCUCGACGAAUUUCUAGACUGCUGCCUCCGAGAUGAAGGUAUUUCUCGGUCCAUGGGCGUCUUCGACAGCAACUUCUGA